Sporothrix schenckii 1099-18 is the source of this 885-nucleotide messenger RNA. RefSeq lists its product as uncharacterized. The record is from RefSeq and is a predicted model, not a curated record. NCBI's taxonomy places the organism in Eukaryota, Fungi, Ascomycota, Sordariomycetes, Ophiostomatales, Ophiostomataceae. Bases 1 to 885 code for a protein of 294 amino acids. The transcript has a single exon.
AUGUCUAUUUACCACCGGUACGCCGUGUUCUACUGCAUUCAACGGUACCAAGCCGAUAUCGACAAGCUGGGUGACCUUUUAUCUCAGUUCGAUAUUGUGGACAAUUAUUCUGAUAAUAGAAUUACGGUUAAUCGGGACCAUCCUGAUACUAAAAGCAUGAUCAAAACCGCAGAUGGAGCUGCAGAUGCUUCACACCCAAGACAUGGUGCCGAAAACGAAACGGACGCGACACAAGAACUUCGAGUGCGCGAGGACGUCGAAGAGAGCGAGAUCCACGAGCAUGACGAUGACAACCACAUGCCAGAAGGCAACAGAUGCCGAGUUUCUCCGAAUUCCAAACUUGACAGCCAGGAGAAGCCUGGUGCCGGAAAUGGCAUUGGACUGGACGAAGUAUGGAAUCGGCCGCAAGAAAUACCGAUUGCCACCAGCGCAAAACCGGAAACUGAAGAACGCCCUCGACUCAAGUUUGCCCGAUCGCAAUUGGACAGAGUGCGUUCCUGCGGCCGUAUCCUUCAGCGACUGAACGCAGGGCUUGCUAAAAAUAUCCAUCGCAUCGAGACGGAGGAAAACGAACUCUCGUCGGAGUCAAUACGACACUUGUGGAGUGAGGCGGCGAGAUUAAAUGGCACGGAGAAAAUCAAGCCACUUCGGGCAACUACUAGCUGGUGGGAGAAUGAGGCACGCAGCGAGGACACGAGAAGCUUUAGUCCCACCGCAAACAACACCGCUCGUACAACGGCAGUGACAAGUCAUCGGUUACCAUGUAGCCCUCUCCAGAAUCCAAUCAUGGCAAACGACUUGCUUUGGGAUGACCAAGUAAAACAGUGGCAGCUAGGUAUGGGCCGACUCAUGGACGACCAGGGACGGCGGUACCUCAAAAUUUGA